Molecule: messenger RNA, 2160 nt
Organism: Drosophila arizonae
Lineage: Eukaryota; Metazoa; Arthropoda; Insecta; Diptera; Drosophilidae
Product: glycosyltransferase 25 family member
Molecular function (GO): procollagen galactosyltransferase activity
Source: RefSeq, a predicted model, not a curated record
AACAUAUGGCGAGCGUUCAAUGAACGCUAGCAGCAAGUAUAAAAAUAGAUUCCGGCCCGACAGUCGAUCCGCACUUGUCCAGCAGCCGCAGCCGCAGCCGUCGCAUCCGUUCGUUUGACCUAUUUGAACCAAACCAUGUAUUUGGAAUGACGUGGAAAUGCGUACAGAAUUAGUACUGAUCACAAUAUGCGCCUUGGGCGCCGGCUGGGCACUGGAUUUGGAGUACGAGCAGCCAACAGUUCUUAUAACGCUACUCGUGCGCAAUAAAGCGCACAUAUUACCCUUGUUUUUGAGCUAUGUAGAUCAACUGGAUUAUCCCAAGCAGCGUAUUGCCUUCUGGAUACGCAGUGAUCAUAACAACGAUAAUAGCAUAAAAUUGCUACAAGAGUGGCUAGAACAUUCGGCGGACCUUUAUCAUAGCGUCAAUUAUGCUUUCGAUGAUGAACAGUCGCGUUAUCUUAAUGAGAGCUCUGCUUACGACUGGCCGGCAUCGCGUUUCAAACAUUUGAUUGCAUUGAAAGAGGAGGCGCUGCAAUAUGCGCGCGAUAUUUGGGCUGAAUUUAUAUUCUUUUUGGAUGCCGAUGUGCUGCUGACUGAGCCAAAGUCUCUCAAAGAACUGACAGCCCUGCGACUGCCCAUUGUGGCGCCCAUGUUGCUGUCGGAUAGUCUCUAUUCGAAUUUCUGGUGUGGCAUGACUGAGGAUUAUUACUAUCAGCGCACUCCAGAAUACAAAGAGAUAUACCAUAAAGAGAAAGUUGGAGUCUUUGCCGUGCCAAUGGUGCAUACAGCUGUGUUGGUGCACAUGAGCUAUGCGGGUGCGCGCUAUCUAACCUUUGACCGCCAGCGACUUGUGGAAAUGCAGACUGCAAGGCAUGUGGAAGUGUAUAAUGGACCCAUGGACGAUAUCAUUGUGUUUGCCAUAUCCGCGAAUAGCUCUCAAGUGCCAUUGCAUAUCUGCAAUACUUUGUCAUUUGGCUAUAUGAUGCAGCCGCUGGAGACGACGGACACACUGCAGCAGGAUUUGUAUCAACUAAUCAAUAUUAGAGCUAACAUGGUGCACGAUUUGGGAGCUGUACCGCCUGUGCAGCCAUUCUUACAAAAGUACAUUAGACUGCCCGAGAAAACUAAGCUGAACCUGGAUAAUAUAUUCAUGAUCAAUCUGGAGAGAAGGCCGGAAAGGCGUCAGAAGAUGGAGAAUCUGUUUGCCGAACUGGGCCUGGAAGUGGAGCACUUUGCUGCUGUCGAUGGCAAACAACUGAACACACAGCUGGUGCAGGAGAUGGGCAUCAAUUUCAUGCCCGGCUACGAGGAUCCAUAUCAUCAUCGUCCCAUGACAAUGGGCGAAAUUGGUUGCUUUCUCAGUCACUAUCACAUUUGGCAGCAGAUUGUAGAGCGACAGUUACUCCAGGUGCUCAUCCUGGAGGAUGAUAUACGUUUCGAGCCAUAUUUCACGGCGAAUGCACUACGCGUGCUCCAACAGGCAAGUAACUAUGACUAUGACCUCAUCUACUUCGGUCGCAAGCGUUUGAAAGAUGAAAGCGAACCUUGGGUGGAGGGCAGCGAUAAUCUCGUGCAUGUGGGCUACUCUUACUGGACACUGGGCUAUGUCAUUACGCUGCGUGGAGCCGAGAAGCUGCUGGCCGUUAAGCCGCUAGAAAAACUUAUACCGGUCGAUGAAUUUCUGCCCGUAAUGUUUGGCCGGCAUCCGUUGCAGAAUCUCAGCCAGGCUUUCGAGCCACGCAAUCUAAUAGCAUUUAGCGCAGCGCCCAUGCUGCUCUAUCCCAUCCACUAUACGGGUGAAACGGGCUACAUAUCCGACACGGAGGACUCCCAGCAAAUUGCUGAUAUUUCGGAUGGAGCUGGUGAGCCGCAACGGAAAAGCAAUCGACAGCAAAUCUUUCCGGAAGAGGACACCGUAAACAUGCUCGAUCAGGAACUGCACCUGGCCGAUAGCAACACCUUACUACAGGUGGAUAUAACCAAAAGCCAUCAAGAGCUUUAAAGCAAUUCGUAGAAUUAACAUAAUCAUAGUCUCUCAGAAAGUCUGUACCAAAUGUGCCUUCUAAUAUUAUGAUUAAGYAAGUAAGUCGUCAAAUGCAAUAUGUCAGCUGCCACCAAUUACUACUUUUAAUGAAGAACAAAAUAUAACUAGAUUUUAUG